AUGCCAGCAAUACGUUCUAAACGUCGCAAAUCAUGCGCACAUCAUAAUGAUUCAAAACAUCAACGAGCUGCCAGUCCAUCACAAGAAUCAGAUGAGGAACUUGAGAAACAGGUUUUGCGCACGGCAUUAGAAAGAACUCUCAACAUUUCAACAGAUCCGGACUCCACCAAAAAACAACUGUUUGAUCUUUACAAGCGCAAUCUGCACAAGCUAUCACCAGUACCGACAGCUAUGUACCCAAUACAAGCGAAUGAUCUAUUACAGCAAUUGUCCACUAUCAAUUUCAAUCAUACUAAUGCCACUUCUCAACCAGUAACAACAGCGGCAACAACAACAACAUCGGCAGCAGGUCGUACAGAUGAUCUACCAACAUCAGCAACAGCAGCAGCAAAAGAAUUUAUAGAUACUGUCCGUAAGUUUUCGAGGGACACCAAUCCUGAUCCAUCACAUUUGCUAUAUGGUCAACCCACCACUGUUGCUGCUACCGUGAGUGAUGUCAUUUUUGUUAAUCCUAAACUAAAGAGUCUUAUCUUGUCUGGCUGCUAUAUAAACUUAGCGCUGCUGUUGCUACCAUAUGACGGAUCACAACCUAAAGAUUUCGACAUAGACACAGGGAAAGUACUUCUUCUGCCGAGAUCAAGUGGUGAUCCUCGUUUGCGUCGGAUACUAACGCUACCAGAAUUUUUAUUGGUAUGGUCAAAAUAUACAACCAUUUUUUGCGAAGUGUAUGAACAAAGGAGAUAG
Molecule: messenger RNA, 744 nt
Organism: Didymodactylos carnosus
Lineage: Eukaryota; Metazoa; Rotifera; Eurotatoria; Philodinida; Philodinidae
Source: the annotation of a GenBank genome assembly